Fimicolochytrium jonesii is the source of this 982-nucleotide messenger RNA. RefSeq names its product peptidyl-tRNA hydrolase. NCBI's taxonomy places the organism in Eukaryota, Fungi, Chytridiomycota, Chytridiomycetes, Spizellomycetales, Powellomycetaceae. The record is from RefSeq and is a predicted model, not a curated record. Gene Ontology annotation, molecular function: peptidyl-tRNA hydrolase activity. The transcript is spliced from 4 exons. Bases 1 to 597 code for a protein of 198 amino acids.
AUGCCCGCAGCAUCCACAACAAGUCUCAGCCGCCUCCUCAUCGUAGGCCUAGGCAACCACAGCCUCCCCUUGACCCGCCACAAUGUCGGGAUGAUGGCGCUGGACUACAGCGUCAAGCAAUUGGGGGCGAGCGUGUGGAAGCUGGAGAAGGGUGUGGGUGGGUUUGUUGCUGAGAUGCCAGGGCAGAGGAGGGUGGUGUUCUACAAGGCGAAGGGGUACAUGAAUACGUGUGGGGGGAGUGUUGCGAGGGCUGCACGCGAGUAUGGCGUCGCACCGGAAGAUGUGGUUGUGCUGCAGGAUGAUUUGGAGAGGAAGGUUGGCGCGGUGUCGAUCAAGAAUGCCGGGAGUGCUGGCGGUCAUAACGGCACGAAAUCAAUCAUAGCCUCGCUCCGCACAGACAAAUUCCGCCGCAUCCGAAUCGGCAUCGGCCGCCCCGCCACCAAAUCACAGUCCGAGGUCGGCGACUAUGUUCUGACAAAGUUUGGCGAGAGCGAGAUGGAAGUGUUGCGCGAGGAGGCGUUUCCGGGGGUGUUGAAGGUGUUGGUGGGGAUGAUUGAUGGGGGUGGGGGUGGGAAGGACGUGGCCCCGUCGGCGUAGUGAGUGGGGGAGAUGGGAGAGAAGGGGGAAAUACAGGCGCAGAUGUAGAGGUUGGAUAGAGCCAUCUUUCUUGGACGUAACUUAUGGAAUUUUGGAUAGAGUAGACGUUUGUUGAAUGAUAGGCAGACUGAAGACCAUUCUGGCCGUGGUGCAUUCAGAAAGGUCCGUCCGGCGGCUGAUGAGCAACACAUCCGUCUAUGGCGCUAAUCGUAAUUGGCUACCAUUCGACAUCCCUCACCCGACCCUACUCCUAUUUAUUCCCUCCCCCUGUCUCUCUCCCGGUUGCAAUAUUCAUAGGGAAACGUUGAGCAAUAGGACGGUCGAAUCUCGGGACUUGCGUUGGAAAAGGCUGGACAGCAAACUAGUAUAGGCACUGAUACAUUCC